Molecule: messenger RNA, 2538 nt
Organism: Parathielavia appendiculata
Lineage: Eukaryota; Fungi; Ascomycota; Sordariomycetes; Sordariales; Chaetomiaceae
Exons: 4
Coding region: 1-2538 (845 amino acids)
Biological process (GO): DNA-templated transcription; regulation of DNA-templated transcription
Cellular component (GO): nucleus
Molecular function (GO): DNA-binding transcription factor activity, RNA polymerase II-specific; zinc ion binding; DNA binding
Source: RefSeq, a predicted model, not a curated record
AUGUCUUCAACAAGUCCCGAAGAGGGCUCGCCUGGUGUCGGCGCGACCUGGAACGAUGCCAAAGUGUUAGAAAAGCAAGAGGCUCGGCCGCCACCCCGGAAGCGGAGAAGAAUCGUAAUCUCAUGCAUCGAAUGUCAUCGGCGAAAACAAAAGUGUGAUCGCGGGUUACCGUGCGCUAACUGCGUAUCGCGCAACAAGCAGAGCGCAUGCCGAUAUGAGACGGGCGCGCCCACCGCCAAAAAGCACGGCAGCCUGGCCACCGCCGGCGCGUCGUCGUCUGCCCCUGACGACAGCAAGACUGCCUCUGCUGCUCAAAAUCAUAACCAUGACCAUGACCCUCCUCCCACCAGCACCGUCACCAAAGCAGAAUCCUUCGGCUACUCCCACACCGGCGCCAACACGCUGGGCUUCCUCCACCACAUCGAAACCAGCACCUCCAUCAACAACCCUCGUUCCCCAACCUCACCCACCCUCACGUCCGCAGCCCUCGCCUCCCCGGACACCGCCAAGGACUCAUGGACCAUUCGUGACCGCUACAGGUCGCUUAUCCGGCAACUGCCUCCGCGCAGCGCCAUCGAGAAGCUCGCGGCCUUGUACUUCUCCGAGUUUGGCUGGCAGUAUGGCGUUCUCGACGAAGACCUGUUUGCUGCGCAACUGAGCGAGUGGUAUCGUCUGCCGUUCAGCUUGCUGGCGGCGGGCGGACCGGGCCCGGCGGCCUUGAAUCCUGAGAUGAGGGCUUUUCCGGCGGUCGUAUUGCAGGUUUGUGCCGUGGCGCUGUUGGUGGUUGAUGAUAAUGAUGGUGACGAAGGGUUGGAAGGGCUCAAGUAUGCAGGGGGGAUGACGUUUGAGGAUCUGGCGAGGGAGUAUAGUGAUGGUGGGGUGGAGGUUUUGAGAGUGUUGGGGAAGAGGGGGAUGGGGUUGAAUAAUGUCGUGGCCGGAUGGCUGAGAUGUGGCUGGUUGAAGUACGCCGGCUUGGUGACUGAGUCGUGGCAUGCAAUCGGCUCUGCAAUACGCGACGCGCAGGAGAUUGGACUGCACAGGGACAGCCUCGACCCCAAACCUAGGGGCGAGGGAGCUGAAGGUGUCCUGGAAAACCAAUGGGAGGUGGAGCGGCGGAGGAAAACUUGGUUGAUGCUAGCCCAGUGGGAUAUUCACAUGGCAUCGGUUCUCGGCCGCCCGACAAACAUCAACCUGAGCAUGGCACCGCCAUCGCUGCCCGUCGACGCCCCCGUCCCCAAGGACCGCUCCAAAACGCCUGUCCGCCCCAGAGGGGAGUCCGACCCCCCCACGCCCCUGACCCGAGCAAUCUGGUCACACCAUCUGAUGAGCCCCCUGAAAGAGAUCAUUGAGCUGGAGAAGGAGGGGCCCUGCCCGAAGGACUUUACAAGGGUCGACCGACUGCACAACCAGCUAUUGGAGCUCGACGCCAGGACACCUUCAUACUUUCGGAUGCAGAACCCGGACACGCGGUUUGACGACUUGCCUGAGUGCCGCGUCUGGCUCCCGAUGGUGAGGGUGAUGUUGCCGCAGCUGACGAACCUCGAGCUGAUGGCGCUGCAUCGGCCCUACAUCUUUACCCGUCCUAAGAGCAGGACCGAGGCGCUCAAAGCGAGUUUGGCUAUGCUGCAUGCACAAAAGCUGCACUUCAUGGCGCUCAAGCCGCAGCUGUACAAGACGUUCUCCCUCUUUUUUGGCACCUUCGACGCCAUCGUGCUGAUGGCAUCCAUCUACAUCCUAUUUCCCAAGGAGCAUCCCGAACUGGUGCGGGACGCGCUGCAGCACUUCCAGUGGGCGGUGCAGCGAUUCGAGGCCAUGUCGCAGCGCAACCCGCUGGCCAAGGCGGCCUUGGGCGUGCUUCAUGCCAUCUACAUGCGACUGAAGAAAUCACUGGGGAUUUCGGCCAGUCGUCCGGCUGGAAUCACCAACGGCCGCCUUACUGGCUCUUCUCGGGAUACCGCUGCCAAUGAUAUAUCCAGCACGGUAGACGCCAGUUUUAACCCUUCCCAGUCUACGGACUCCAAAUCGAGUCUCAGCAUAUUCACACCGCCCACCACGGAAGACGAGUUCUCCCCUCCUCAGAUAUCGCAGACGAGCGGAGUGCUUCAGCGGGAGGGCAACGCCGCGCCAUCCUUCAACUUUAACCUGGACCCCGACCUCUUCGCCGGCAGCAACACCUCCAACAGCGACGGCCAGCUCGACUGGAAUCCGCCAAAUGACUUUGACUGGGCCAGCGUGCAGCCCAUCUACGCCACCAGCGACCUGCUUUAUCACGAUCUGAUGGGGAGCUCGACGGUGGCGGCCGUUGAUUCGGGAUGGGAUUAUCAGAAUCUGUGCCCGACUCUGGUCCGAAGGAACGGCUUGGGGUAUGGUGACAAUGCGGACGGCUUGCCGUUGACGGCCGGGGAGGGCGUGGGCAUGGGCGUGGGCAUGGGCGCCGCGGAAGGCGGAGGAGGAGAGCUUCCAGCGGCCUGUCGGUUUCAGGGGGAUUUCGGGGACGAUAGCGUUUGGAGUCUGCUGAAUCAGUAUACCCCUUUCUGA